Molecule: messenger RNA, 793 nt
Organism: Ylistrum balloti
Lineage: Eukaryota; Metazoa; Mollusca; Bivalvia; Pectinida; Pectinidae
Exons: 1
Coding region: 80-793 (237 amino acids)
Source: RefSeq, a predicted model, not a curated record
AUAAAGAAAGGAAAAGAGGAUAGGUGUACCGACCGUAUGAAACUAAAACAAAACGAUCCACAAAUACCAAAUAUUAACAAUGUGUACCUGUCUUCACGAACCUCAAAAAAAAGUAUGCUGUCCAACAGCUUUACAACUUCUGAAAAAACAUCAACUUCCCCCAGCAGUGACGCUCCUACAGCAAAAUCAGCAUUUAAACAAUACUGCAGUUGCACUCCUUAAAAAUCACAGCUUCCAAACAGCAAUGGAACUUUUACAAGGACCUCCUCAUAAAUCUGCUGUAGAACUCUUGAAAUCUCAACAUUUUUCAACAGCAAAACAGCUUCUGAAUAAACAUGAUUUCCAAACCGCAGGAAAGUUAAUAAAAGCUCAUGAUUUUUACACUGUGAAAGAACUUCUUGAAUUGAAUACUGAUCAAGAUGCAGAGGGACUUCUAAAAAGGCACAAUUUUACCACUAUUAGAAAAUUGCAGAAAGACUCUGACCGCCUUGAUGCAAAAUCCUUACUAGGAAAACCCAACAAUGAUAGAUGCUUAUGUGAACAGAGGUAUUGGGAUCAUUCACAAAAAGUAUCACCACAUCUGUAUCAAAAUGAUUUGGAUGACAAUGUAGAACCUAUAUAUGCCACAAUCCAGCCCAGGAAAGCACAGAAAUCUAACGCCUUGUUCAAUACCACAUGUACUGUAUGGCCAUCAUGUUGGAAGAGGAAACAGCACCUACACAUGAAUGAGAGGCAGUUUAAUCUAAAUGAUGACGAGGAUAUUUAUGAGGAUAUCAAUACAAUAUCAGAGUAA